Molecule: messenger RNA, 918 nt
Organism: Elephantulus edwardii (Cape elephant shrew)
Lineage: Eukaryota; Metazoa; Chordata; Mammalia; Macroscelidea; Macroscelididae
Gene: SLC25A53
Product: solute carrier family 25, member 53
Exons: 1
Coding region: 1-918 (305 amino acids)
Source: RefSeq, a predicted model, not a curated record
AUGGGAGACCAGAGCCACCCUUCCGAGAAGAAGCUUCAGCAAAGGACACGAGCUGAGAUUCCAGGAAAGAAAAGCUGGCAUUCUCAGGCCUAUGCCCUUGGGGCUGUCUCCAACUUUAUGUCUACCUUUUUGACCUUCCCUAUUUAUAAGGUUGUGUUCCGACAGCAGAUCCAUGCUGUGGCAGUGUCAGUGGCAAUGCGACAGAUUUGGCAUGAAGGUCCUCAGUACUUCUUCCGGGGAAUUUACCCUCCUCUUCUCUCCAAGACACUGCAAGGGACUCUGCUCUUUGGGACCUAUGAUAAUCUGCUCAUCUAUCUUUCUCCUAUCGGGCCACACACCCUGGCACACCGCUGGGCAGCUGGGCUCUUGUCUGGUGUGGUGGAGGCUGUGGUACUCAACCCCUUUGAAAGGGUGCAGAAUGUGCUCCAGGAUGGUCGCAAGCAAGCCCGCUUCCCUAGCACCAUCAGCAUCCUCAAGGAAUUCAAUUCUUAUGGGUUUUGGGGAAGCUUCUCACUGGGCUACUAUCGUGGUUUCUGGCCUGUCCUUAUCAGGAAUAGCCUGGGGAGUGCUCUGUAUUUCUCCUUUAAGGACCCCAUCCAGGAUAGCCUGGCCAAACAAGGCCUUCCCCAAUGGGUUCCUGCCUUGGUGUCUGGGAGUGUCAAUGGAACAGUCACCUGUCUAAUUCUGUAUCCUCUGAUUGUGCUGGUUGCCAAUAUGCAGUCCCAUAUUGGCUGGCAGAGCAUGCCUAGCCUGUGGGCCUCUAUCCAGGAUGUGUGGGACACUCGGGGCCGGAAGUUGUUCCUGAUCUACCGUGGGGGAUCCCUAGUCAUCCUAAGGUCCAGUGUGACAUGGGGCCUCACGACUGCUAUCCAUGAUUUCCUGCAGAAGUCUUAUUCAAAGAAAGAGCCAAAAGACUGA